AUGGACUACUUCGACCCUGCAGGUUUCUGCAAAGUUGGUGAUGAGGCUGGCUUCCGGAAUUUGCGGGCGGCAGAACUGAAGCAUGGCCGUGUGGCAAUGAUGGCUGCCUUGGGGGCCUCGGUGCAGCACUACGUGCAAUUCCCCGGCUUUGAUGAAGUUCCAACUGGCAUCGGUGCAGUGACCACGGCGCCUGGAUCCUAUGGCUUUGCUGCGCUUUUCCUGGUCAGCGGAGUGCUGGAACUGGCGCUGUGGACGGAGGAUCCAAAGAAGGAGCCAGGCAACUUUGGCGAUCCUCUCAACUUGGGGCAGUAUGACAUUGACAUGAGGAACAAGGAGCUGAACAACGGCCGGUUUGCCAUGUUUUCCAUUGUUGGAAUCAUCGCGGCAGAGCUAUUUACUGGCAAGGAUGGCAUUGAUCAGAUCGGCCUCGACACUCCAACAUUGUGA
Messenger RNA from Effrenium voratum, 447 nucleotides. The record is from the annotation of a GenBank genome assembly. Lineage: Eukaryota; Dinophyceae; Suessiales; Symbiodiniaceae.